Cynara cardunculus var. scolymus (artichoke) is the source of this 738-nucleotide messenger RNA. RefSeq lists its product as uncharacterized. The transcript is spliced from 2 exons. Gene Ontology annotation, molecular function: catalytic activity. The record is from RefSeq and is a predicted model, not a curated record. The coding region runs from base 1 to 738 and encodes 245 amino acids. NCBI's taxonomy places the organism in Eukaryota, Viridiplantae, Streptophyta, Magnoliopsida, Asterales, Asteraceae.
AUGAGUGAUUAUGGUACUCGUAUAAUCCUUGCUUGGGAUGCUCGAUUUUUAGAUGUCAUGGUUUUAGAAGCUCAUAAUCAAUUCUUAAAUUGUAAGGUGCUUGUUCGGGGUAGUCAACAUUAUAUUUUCGUUUCUUUGGUUUAUGGGGAUAAUGUAUGUAAUGCCCGUCGUGCUUUGUGGUCGGGGCUGCGGAAAUUUAAAGUGCUCAUUGGUUCUUCCCCGUGGGUUGUAAUGGGGGAUUUUAACACCAUAUUCCCUCAUGAUGGGUUUGGAGGGUCCUCUCGUCGUAACUUGGAUAUGGCUGACUUUUUUGCGUUUGUAGAGGAUGUGGAAUUAUUUGAUUUGCAUUAUACGGGAGUCCAUUUCACGUGGAACCAAAAACCGAAUUCUUCGGGAGGUAUCAUGCGGAAAUUGGAUAGAGCUAUGGGCAAUGAUGAGUUCACGUCUGUUUUUCAAGAUGUUAGUGUUCAUUUUCAUCCUCCGGGUCUUUCGGAUCAUGCUCCAGUGACGGCACUGAAGAGUCCUCUUUGGAAACUUCGUCAUUCUUAUGGCAACCUUGGUAAGCGUGUUGCCUUUUUGAAGACUGAACUUGAUCGUAUCCAGUUGGAUGUUGAUAAUGAUCCGUCUAAUGUUGAGCUAGGCCAAGAGUUGGGUCAUAUUCGGAUUGCGUAUCAUAAUGCAUGUCGGGAUGAGAAUUGUGCCGCGAAAACAACGUGCCAAAAUUGCUUGGUUGAAUGA